GGCCGGCUUUGCUGUUGCUUCGGCAGCUCUCAAUUCCUUUUUUCUCUUGACGUUGAACCGCACUCACCCGCACCUCUACCCACCUAACCUCGCUGAUUCGAAGCUCCCUCUCUCUUCCUCUAUGCAUUGCGCCACGUACAUGUCGACAGAAGUUCACGCGCGCAAGAGAAGUCCGUCGCUAAAUCCACGCAGUCCACUAGGUGAACCGCUGCUGGUUCUUGUGAGCGAGCAGCUCGGAGCUGCUACUUAACCAAAAAAAAGAGGAGGGAUUGCAUACGAACCGCAACGAUGCCGCCUCUAUUCGAGGUCUCGCGCCCCCUUUUCCGGUCCCUCGCGCAGAGCCAACGCCUGUUCCACCGCGCCGCGAAAUCCGCGCCGUCGUCGUCCGCACCCCCUUAUCUAUCUUCGCCGCGCCCCUCCGUCUCGUCGGGCUCGUCGGUGUCACCCCUGCUCCCCUCGCGACAAUACCACCACCAACACCAGCACCACCACCAACUUCUCUUCCACCCGCGGCAAGAGCCGAACGCGCGGCGGGUGACGGCGCGGCCGCGGGGCGCGAACGCGGGGGCGGGGGCGGGACAGCGGCGGCACAAGGCAAAGACGGUGGAGGAGGCGCGGAGCCGGUACCGCACCGGCCCGUUCUCGUGGAAAGCAGGCGUGCUGUUCGUGACCGCGGCGGUCGGCCUGACGUGGUACUUCGAGAGCGAGAAGGAGCGGAUGCACCGCCGGCGGGUGGCCGAGGCGACCAAGGGCGCCGGCCGGCCCAAGGUCGGCGGGCCGUUCGAGCUGCGCGACCAAGAGGGGCGGCCGUUCAGCAGCGAGGCGCUGAAGGGGCGGUAUGCGCUGGUGUACUUCGGCUUCACGCACUGCCCGGACAUCUGCCCGGAUGAGCUGGACAAGAUGGCGCGGAUGGUGACGCUGGUGGAGGAGCAGCGGCCGGGGUCGAUCACGCCGGUGUUCAUCACGUGCGACCCGGCGCGGGACGACCCGGCGACGCUGAAGGCGUACCUGGCCGAGUUCGACGAGCGGCUGGUGGGGCUGACGGGGACGUACGAUGAGGUGCGCGACGUGUGCAAGGCGUACCGGGUCUACUUCAGCACGCCGCGCGACAUCAAGCCGGGGCAGGACUACCUGGUGGACCACAGCAUCUACUUCUACCUGAUGGACCCCGAGGGCGACUUCGUGGAGGCGCUAGGCCGCCAGCACAGCCCCGAUCAGGCGGCUAACGCGAUCCUCGAUCACAUGAAGGACUGGAAGGGCGGGUGGCGGCAGUGAUGGGGACGGCGAGAAGGGGGGGGGAGAUGGAUGUACAUUGGAACCGAGACACACUACUCCCCCGCCAGAGACGGGCCUAAUCGAUCUGGCUGGUAAAGUUGCAGGUUGUACAUAUGCGGUUUGUAGCCGCGGAAGAUAGGGAAACAUCAUGGGAUACCUGAUGGAUUACGGCUUGGGACUGGAGGGAUCGGUGACAGGGUAACCAAAGGCAACCCGCUCCCCGGAUGUACCUUUCAUGCCAUAAUGUAGACUUCCUACCUCGGGCAGGCCAAGUUUACGUGUCUAUACAGGUGAAUGCAACAGGUACGUCGACGUCUGCGUGGUAGGUACUGCUGGUAGGUAAUUCUUGCGCCACUGGGCUUGUUGCCGGACCUGGCAACAUCUGGAGAGUUAUGCAGACGAGUCGGAAGCGUUGAGGCGUGGGUUCAUGUCGGACGGGAGACGGAUGGCU
Messenger RNA from Durotheca rogersii, 1726 nucleotides. RefSeq names its product SCO1 protein. The transcript is spliced from 2 exons. Lineage: Eukaryota; Fungi; Ascomycota; Sordariomycetes; Xylariales; Xylariaceae. The record is from RefSeq and is a predicted model, not a curated record. Bases 289 to 1275 code for a protein of 328 amino acids. Gene Ontology annotation, biological process: mitochondrial respiratory chain complex IV assembly.